CGUCGAUACUGGGCCUCUUGGAUCUCCCCUAAUGCCUUCGAUGAUGGCAGCGCCAAACCACUGGCGAUGUACUCCGCCUCCGACAACGAGUGCUAUUCGAUCUAACAAGCGUAAACUGGAUGACCGUUUCGAUCCUUACCCAAGUAGCUCAAAGCGGCGCGCUGUUUCACCUUCAUUGUCGUACCUGAGAGACUCACACCCGUCCAUAAAUUCACCUAUGAAUAGAAGCGCAUCCAGACUUCCUAUCUCCAUCCCCAUCAACAUGCCUACAUCUGCUGCGAGUUCUGCAGCGUCUUCACCCACGAUAACAACUGCAUACCCUCCCUUCCCUCGAUCAGUCAGCAUGUCAUCCAGUCCGACUCUGCGACCGACCAGUAUGAUACUCGCAAGUCCCAUUUUACGGCCCAUUCCUCGCAGGCGCAGUAUUGGGGAAGAAAGAGAAGUAGAGGGGGCAGUCGACUCGCUCUUUGGCUCACGGCACUGGAAUUCUGACUUAGAGAUUAGUCACGCAGAUGCCAUGUCUACACUCCAGCUUAAUUGUCUCAUAGAAGGUCAUAAUGAAGUUUAUAGUCACCGCGGCAGUGUGCACCUACCUUCGAGCGUGUUGAUGCUCGCUGUCUGGAAUUGUGGAAGGUGGGCCAUCGUCAACAUUGAUAUCAACGCUUACUUGAACGAUGGGCGUUCUCUUAGCCACCUUAAAUUUGAGCCUGAAGGCAUCGAAUCGUUACAAUCAUGGAAGUCAAUCUCGGAAUAUUGGUCUGGUCAACUGCCCGACGAGUUCAUCCAUAUUAUGGUAAAGGGGGUCCCGGCUGGUGAGUCCGCUACAGGAAGAAACUGUUCGCUGUCAAUUAUUCUAUCCAUUCCUCGUGCCCUUCACAGAAAUCAGACACCCCCCUCAGUCUAUUGAAGGAGAGAUCCCCUAUUUGGAGAAACAGCAUGCCACGUCGGUCCAGAAUGGCAUAAACGCCCCCCCACCAUCAUCUGGUGCUCAGCUUCCUGCCUUCAAACACGAACAAGAAGUGCGGCCAGUUAUGAAUGGACGCCCAAUGGAGAACUGUGGACUUCCUGUUCAUCUGUUCCAUCCAGCGUUUUCUCACUUCCAGCGCACACUCGUUGAUCCUAACAUCGAGCUGACCGCCGAUGACUAUUCUAGGGCAUAUAAGUAUAUGCGUGUGUCAGCCGCGCUUUACGAGACGAAAGCUCUGCGAUAUGAUGCAAUUUCAACCUGCUUGAGGGAAGCUGUUUGUUUUGGUCUAAUCCCUGUCGUAAACGCCGAUGGAACAAAGGCGGAUGGCUCAAUCUUAACACUUACUCUGGACAACUAUCCAGCGAGAGCAGGAAUUUAUGAACUAAAGAAUGAGAUUGGGACUGGUAGCUCUGACCCAACAAUCCAGGGAUCGUUAUCAUAUAGGAAGACCUGGGUUUCAAGAACGCUUGCCCCUAUACGUCGCGCUUGCUGUUGUCCAUCAUUUAUUAUCUCUAUUGCAGGGCCAUGGAUGUGUUUAUCUGGGGCUGUCUUUAUUGAAAAUGUCGUGGUUCAAAAAUUGACGGACUAUGUCUGGACGGGCGGUAAUCCUUACGACGACAGAGAGUUGGAGUCCAUUACACGUCUCUUCAAGGCCCUGUCAGUGGGUCUGCAAGACCUCAAAACGUUCUAUGGCAAUCUGUUUGCUGCUGCUGAUCAUCGUCCCGAAAUCCAACGCUUUUUCCCCUCUACUCGUUCUUACCUCGAUUCGCAGGGUCAGAAAGUUUAUUUCCGAUAUAUCAAACGACUCAGCAUGACGAAAGCUGUUUAUUUAGCAGCGACCACUUCUGGCAAUCAGCUUAUUGUCAAAUUUGUUCAGCGGUACAAUUCUGAUGCGCAUCGUCUUCUCGCGUCCCAUGAUUUGGCCCCGAUGCUUCAUUAUUCGAGUCUGGAUAAUACCAAUACAAACACAACAGGAGGCCUGGGCGUUGUGAUAAUGGAUUUUGUGUGAGGGUCGAAUGCCUACGUGCUGUAUUCGACGACACAACUUCCGAACACUAUUUACGAUAAAGUC
Molecule: messenger RNA, 2039 nt
Organism: Laccaria bicolor S238N-H82
Lineage: Eukaryota; Fungi; Basidiomycota; Agaricomycetes; Agaricales; Hydnangiaceae
Exons: 8
Coding region: 1032-1976 (314 amino acids)
Source: RefSeq, a predicted model, not a curated record